Acanthosepion pharaonis is the source of this 876-nucleotide messenger RNA. The record is from the annotation of a GenBank genome assembly. Lineage: Eukaryota; Metazoa; Mollusca; Cephalopoda; Sepiida; Sepiidae.
AUGUUUCUACUUGCAGAGUGGCCUUGCAAUACUGUGUUGACGAGGGACAACGGAGAGUUUGCCACCCCGAAUUGGCCCAACAACUACCCUGGUAAUACCGACUGCCACUGGUUGGUGAGGGGACCGACCCACUCUCGGAUCAUCCUGCGUUUCACAAAAAUUGAACUUGAGAAUCACGGGUUAGGUCUGUGCAACAACCGGCUGGACAGUAUCCAAGUCUACGACGGCGAGAAGCCUAACGAAUCAGAACGAAUCGCUACCUUGUGCGGCUCUCGGGCCCCAACCACUGUCGAUUCGACGUCCAAUGUUUUAUUGGUCGUGUUUAGAUCGGACGAACGGGUGGAACUGACCGGUUUUCACGCCACCUAUCGAUUCGUCUACCCGACAGUCCGAACGACAGCGGAUGCUUACAGGGACGAUCGUUCCAGUCGCCGCCCAGCCUUACCUCCUCUUCCACCGCAAGUGACCUCGUCGGACCGGAUGGCCUACACGACCACCUAUUCGCCGUCCGGUCUACCGGACACUUUACUGACAUCCCAGCAGAAUAUUAGCAAGUCCAGAAUCGUAACUACAACGACCAUACCCACCACGCCGCCAUUCUCGUCAGAAAAGUCGUUGACUGCCGCCUAUGGGGAACCUACUAAAUUUCCUUUGUAUGCAGAAAGCGAAAAAUUUGUCAGUCAGGCCAUACAAACGACGAGACAUGUCAUCGAUAUUAAUGGUCCAGUUGAGAAUGAGAGCCCAGUGGGGGAUCACAACAUCAUCAGAAUAGAACGGACAUACAGGUCAACCCUUUGGGGCUUGGCUGGGUCCCUUUUCAUUCUUUUGGUUGCUGCUGUUAUUGUACUGGUAGCUGUCUGCAGGUACUAUAGGUAA